AUGAUAGUGAUAACGACUUCCUCUAAUCCUCUCAUCCCACGUAAAAGCUUUAUCGCAUUAUCGUCUGCGACAAAGAACAACCAACCUUUUUUCAGAUCUGCUCCGGCGUUGUCCACCGCGUACGCGCGCGUCCGGCCGCCGGAGGCUUGCCUCCUCCUUGCUCUGUUUUCGUCUUUGCUCCCCAGUCACUUCCCCUCUACUAUCGCUUUGUUCUGGGCUCUGGUCAAGCGUCUUUUGUUGAUUCUGGUGACCGCUCGCGAGGUUCGUCGGAAUUGCUAUCGAUUCGGCUUUGUUCUGGAGUCAGGACGCGGUGGUGUGCAGUGGUCUUGGCCUGUGGGGCUUCUUCGUUUGGAACCGGGAACCCUUACGGCGUCGUCGGGGUUCGUCUCCUCUUCGAUGGAGCCUAGUUUAGCUUCGGUAGUGGUUCACUUCGGAGACGGGUCACGGUCUGUCACUGUUUCUUCGGUUCUCGAAGGCAGCAAGAGACGUCCUGGCUUUUGUCUAGGUCAUGGCGGUGUCCCUCUUGCGCUUAGCUCACAUCCCAGUGCCAGAGAAGGAUCACUUGAUUCUUCAACGGUAGUGUUUGGUGGCGGCAGUAGCGAGUUCUUGCUCGGGUUGGGAGGUGGUUUCAAGCGUUGCGUGACGUGUACAAGCUCGGCUUUGGUGGUUUACAAGGCUUGUGUUCGAUGGAGUUCAUCGGGAGCUAGCUACUCCGGAGACGACAAGGGAAGUCCCGGCAUCCGAGGCAACAAGGAGAACCUCACAUUCUCUCGAUCUCGUUGA
Eruca vesicaria subsp. sativa (arugula) is the source of this 783-nucleotide messenger RNA. Lineage: Eukaryota; Viridiplantae; Streptophyta; Magnoliopsida; Brassicales; Brassicaceae. The record is from the annotation of a GenBank genome assembly.